Messenger RNA from Pectinophora gossypiella (pink bollworm), 4428 nucleotides. Its product is annotated as putative inositol monophosphatase 3. The record is from RefSeq and is a predicted model, not a curated record. Gene Ontology annotation, cellular component: endomembrane system. The coding region runs from base 183 to 1208 and encodes 341 amino acids. NCBI's taxonomy places the organism in Eukaryota, Metazoa, Arthropoda, Insecta, Lepidoptera, Gelechiidae. Gene Ontology annotation, molecular function: 3'-nucleotidase activity. The transcript is spliced from 5 exons.
UGUAUCGAAAAUCAUAUCAUCCACCUCAACAAAUUAUAUUUUAUUGGUUUUAUUAUUAUUAUUUUGAACUGUGUCUACAAUGUUUAUUGCUUACAGUAACAGUAUCAAUUAAGUAUUUCCAAAUUAGCAAUUUUAAUUAACGUGCAUAUAAACACGUAAUACCAUAAUACAUAACAUUCACGAUGAAUUUCGGCGGCACAUUGAGGAUAAAUAAGUUUGCUUGUUUUACCGUGAUUUUUAUACUAUUUGUUAUUAUAUACUGGCGGUCCGGAAGCAACAGUUACCCAACAGACACGAGUGAUUUUGUCAAUUUGAAAUACUUGCUUAAAGGCGCUAUACAUGCAGCCGAGAGGGGUGGACUGAAAGUAACCGACGGUAAAAACCAUGAGCUGAAUGUAAAGAGUAAAGGGAAGACUCAGGAGGGGGCGAAUGACCCAGUAACGGACGCGGACUAUGCAUCUCAUUGUGCAAUGUAUUAUAGUUUGAAGAAGGCGUUUCCAAAAGUAACUGUGGUUUCCGAAGAGCACUCGAAAGGAGACCCUGAUUGUGAAAAACAGGAGCCUAUGGACGUAGAGGCUAUGAUGCUGUCACAGAAGUCUAUAGAAAACUUGCUUGAUGAACAUGUUAUGGCUAAAGAUGUGACAAUAUGGAUUGAUCCUUUAGAUGCCACUCAGGAGUAUACAGAGGCCCUGUACAAGUAUGUGACAACUAUGGUCUGUGUUGCCGUAAAGGGAGUACCUGUUAUUGGAGUAAUACACUACCCAUUCCCUCCUCAGACUUACUGGGGGUGGAUGACCAAGCAAACAUCAAGUAACAUUGCCAAAGUGUUAUAUAAAGAAGAAAAUAAAGAGAAGCCCCGGGUAGUUGUGUCACGGUCGCAUCCUGGCAGAGUGGAACACAUCGCUAAAGAGGCUUUUGGACCAAAGACUACGUUUGACAAGGCUGCCGGCGCAGGUUAUAAGGUGAUGGGUGUUGUCAAUGGUACGUACGACGUGUACCUCCACGAGACGGCGAUAAAGAAAUGGGACCUUUGCGCUGGCGACGCGAUCAUCAAAUCCGUAGAUGGCAAAAUGACCACAGCUAAAGGAGAUCUCAUAGACUACUCAGCAGAUAGCCCAGUCAAGGUGACGGAAGGCCUUCUAGUGACGAGGUUCGACCACGCUUAUUACCUGAGCAAAUUGCCCAAUAUUCUGUCCGCUACGCCUUAAGAUUGUGCCAAUGGACUUAUUGUGAUGUGAUAAAAAUUAAGAAUCAGGUUGACUAUGACGCUGUGUGACGUGGAUAUAUAAAACCUAUGGGACGUGCAGGUCAAAAUGGAAUAGCUCAUUUGUACAAUAGGGCUACCACGGCCACACAAGCUCGCAUCUGUGCGGGGCGGAAAGUUUCCCUUGUAUAAGCAGUAUUGUGUUGUUUAUUCUAUGUCAGACGGAGCGGAGUAAUCAUAGCGAGCGAGUGAGAAUGACUCUGUCGCUUUCUCGCUCACUGCUAUUAGUUAAUUCGGUCUCUAUUCUGCUUUUAACGGUUGUCAUACUACCCAAUCCAUCGCGCCCGAUGCGUCAAGGUCACGGGCUCGGCGAUCGGGAUCGUGUGGUCUAAUAGCAAAUUGGUGGGCGUAACCAUGGUAACCGUGGUUAUAAGCCCUCACGGGGCAUUGCAGACUCAACAAGCACCUACAUAGAAUGGAGCUGACCAAGUCCCUUUAUGCAGAUUGUGUUUAAAGGAGGACAGUAGAAGCUGAGCACUGGGGGGCCACAUGAUGGAUCUCCAGGAGGUCAUUUAGCUUCCUCCCAAAAAGACGCUCGAUCUAAUCGAACGGAUUGGUCUAGAGGAGAAGUUUUAAAUGUACGUAUUUGGUCACAAUAGAACUUGCUAGGUCGCAGUGGCCAUUCGGGCUGCAUCAGUUCGAGUCCUCUCAAACUCAAAUAAUAAUAAUCUGCAAUAGUCCUACACGAACCGGGGAUUGUCGGAGAUGCACUCCCAUAGUGCAUACAGGGAUAAUCACCGGUUGGUGUCACACAACAUUUAGAGUAAAUUGUCUUAAGGGGCCUCUACGUGUAGGCUUCGGCCCCACACACGCCUUCCAAAUAGGCCCGAGACUGUUGUCAAGAUCGCGUCAAUGUGACAGUUCUUAUAUAAAAACAGGGACUUGAGUAUGGUCUAGAGGGCAGUCUCGGCUGAGAUUAGUUUAUUAAUACCACCCCUAGAGACCGCCUCCAUAAGAUACCAACCCCAUAUUAUGGUUAUAUCUUGAAAAUUAAUAGUUUAUCAACUUGUUACGAAUGUUAGAUCUUUUUAAAAAUAAUGACGUAAGUAAAUGAGGAAUUUUCCAGGCUAUGUUCCUCAAAAAGUACAUAGUUAGCACUGUACAGAUUUGCCUUCGUUUAUCCUUCUAAUUUCAUGGAUAACAGACAUAUGCAUCUUUUAUCUUUGUUUUUGGGUAUACAGGGUGUUAGUGACAUCGUAACGAAAAUUUUGAGGGAUGAUUCAGACCAUGAUUCUGAGUUGAUAUCAAGUGGAAUUUUCCGUCGCAAAAGUAUGGAUAGGAAAAUAAUUGAAAAAAAAAAACACAAAAAAAUUCAUGAAUUUUUUGACAGGAAAUUCCACUUGAUAUCAACUCAGAAUCAUGGUCUGAAUCAUCCCCCUCAAUAUUCGUUACGGUGUCACUAACACCCAUACCUACUUGUAUGGCUACCGUAUGUACUUGUGCGGGGUGUAAGUGACAUCGUAACGAAUACUGAGAGGGAUGAUUCACCUGAUUAUUCUGAGUUAAUAUCAAGUGGAAUUUUCCGUCGCAAAAGUAUAGAAUUGAAAAUAAUUUUAAAAAACUAAAAAAAAUACAUGAUUUUUGCGACGGAAAAAUCCACUUGAUAUCGACUCAGAAUCACGGUCUGACUCAUCCCUCAAAGUUUUCGUUACGAUGUCACUAACACUCUGUAUGUAAAUGAUGACCCUUGUCACUACACCUAGGUAUACAACAUUCUCCAUCCAUUAUUAUUCUGAUCAAAAUGAAGAGAAGCAAUAUAGGCAGCAACACAAUUCUAUACGUAUUUGAUUCAAAUAUCAAUUAACAAUUAUUUUUUUGUCUGCGCCAUUACAUUAUACAUAUAUUUGAUAAAUAAUGUACCCGAGUAAUAAGAAAAUAGGGUAAUUAUCACGUUAAUUCUGAACAGCGCCAUCUAUAUUGUUUUUGGUGAACGUAGCCUGGAAAGUUCCUCAUAAUGAUUUGCAUAAUGUUUUUUUUUGUAUCACAAAUUAUGAACUCGAAUAUUAAUGUAUGAGUUUGUAUGGUUACUUACUAUGUACAUGCUGGAUUACACAUUCAAACAUCGUGGAUUUACUUCUUAUCGUGUGGGUUGUGAGGUGGAUUACCAGCCUCAUCAACCCUGGUUACAGGGUUACUAUUGAUCGGCCAAAGGCCCCUGACAUGACUCAUGUAACGACUACAUUCUUACAUCAGUAAGUGGUAACCGUGAACGACGGCUUAACGUGCCUUCCGAUGCACGGACCAUCCUACUUUCGGGCAAUCAGGUGAUCAGCCUAAUGAAUACUGAGGGGGUUUAUUCAGACCAUGACUCUUAGUUGAUAUCAAGCGGAAUUUCAUGUCGGAAACAUCAUGAAAAUUUUUGUUUUUAAAUUAUUUUCAGUUCCAUACUGUUGCGACGGAAAAUUCCACUUGUAAUCAACUCAGAAUCAUGGUCUUAAUCAUCCCUCAAAGUUUUCCUUACGAUGUCACUAACACCUCUAUAUGAAUUCAAUUGGUUCAAAUAUGGCGUCGCGCGCUUUAUACGGUUGCCAUAACAUGACUGUUGGAAUAGUCAUUUGAAUUUUCAUACAACGCUAAGUAGGCAUUUAAUAAUAUCAAUUAUUAAAUUUAUUAAAAUUUAAUUAAAAUAAUACGUAAACGCGAUACAUUUUAAAUUCAUGAAUUAGGGCUGUGAAAUUUUGAAAAUAUGAUUUUCCUUGAUAGCAGAUUUUUAAAAAAAGGUUUAGCUAGCAAAGGCCCUGAAUUUUCAGUCGUUUUGCUAGCUAAAUUAGUAUGUGUUUAUAAGUAUAGUUAUAAAUGUAAGUUCAUAACAAAUUCAAAAAAUGUAAAAUCUAGGAAAUGAAAUACCUGUUAAUCAUGUGUUGGGUUAUUGAAAUGAGGUUAUUUAAUUAAUAAAUUCCCGGCCUAAAUCUUAAUCGUCGUAAAUCUAUAGUAUUUCGUUUUUAUUAACUAUUUAUUUUGUAUUAAUAACAUCCAAAGGUUGUGGACAGACAGUCUUGCUAUGACUUACCCCUAAUUUUUUUACUUAAUUUAUAAUUUAAAUUGUGUUUGUUAAAUAUUUUUGUACAUUUUCUUAUAUAAUUCUGUCUUUUCUGAUUAAUUUGUGUGUGAAAUCAAAAUCGACUGUAAAUAAUUUAUUGUAUAUAUUUUGUUAAAUAAAGAGA